This is a messenger RNA of Penicillium egyptiacum, 945 nucleotides long. NCBI's taxonomy places the organism in Eukaryota, Fungi, Ascomycota, Eurotiomycetes, Eurotiales, Aspergillaceae. The record is from the annotation of a GenBank genome assembly.
AUGGCGGAUACUAUCAACCCGUUGGAUACCCUCCCAACCUCACCAUCCCCAGAGAUGUACACAGUUUCUCCCGCGGAUACAUCAUUAGACUCUCCGGAGCCUGAGGAUAUUAAGGAGGAAGAGGACGAGAAGAAGCCAACAAAGAAGAGAAAGUCUUGGGGACAAGAACUCCCAACCCCCAAAACAAACCUCCCUCCCAGAAAACGCGCCAAGACAGAUGAUGAAAAGGAGCAGCGUCGGAUAGAACGGGUCCUCCGGAACCGCGCUGCUGCUCAAACAUCACGCGAGCGCAAGCGCCUCGAAAUGGAGAAGCUCGAGACCGAAAAGAUCCGAAUGGAACAACAAAACCAGUUCCUGAUCCAGCGUCUAUCGCAGAUGGAGACAGAGAACAACCGCCUGAGCCAACAAGUGGCCAAGCUCUCCGCCGAGGUCCGCGGAUCUCGCAGCGUAACUCCAAAAGCCAGCUCUCCCGCAAUCGAAUCUCCUACCCUCACACCUACCCUCUUCAAACAAGAAGGCGACGAACUUCCCAUGGAGCGGAUUCCUUUCCCCACCCCCUCCGUUACCGACUAUUCCCCCACCCUCAAGCCUUCCACUCUGGCUGAGGCCUCCGACGUGACACAACAUCCUGCAGCGGUGUUGUGUGACCUGCAGUCUCCUCUUUCUGACGAUGACUUCCGCCGCCUAUUCCACGGUGAUUCACCCGCUGAGCCAAAUCCUUCUUUCCCUGAAGACGGGUUUGCCUUUGACGUUCUCGACGGAGGAGAUCUAUCAGCAUUUCCCUUUGAUUCUAUGGUUGAUUUCGACCCCGAGUCUGUCGUCCUCGAAGGCGUCCAACCGUCCGGUCUUUCGGAUGAGACUUCUCACCAGACUACUAGCUUGCAGCCCAGCCAUGGCGCGUCCACUUCGAGAUGCGACGGGCAGAGCAUUGCAGCUAGCGGUUAG